This is a messenger RNA of Limanda limanda (common dab), 3708 nucleotides long. Its product is annotated as VPS10 domain-containing receptor SorCS1-like. Gene Ontology annotation, biological process: post-Golgi vesicle-mediated transport. The coding region runs from base 1 to 3708 and encodes 1235 amino acids. Gene Ontology annotation, molecular function: protein binding. The record is from RefSeq and is a predicted model, not a curated record. The transcript has 27 exons. NCBI's taxonomy places the organism in Eukaryota, Metazoa, Chordata, Actinopteri, Pleuronectiformes, Pleuronectidae. Gene Ontology annotation, cellular component: Golgi apparatus; membrane.
AUGAUGGAGACGCGCCUCGGUCCCUGGCUUUUCAUCCUUUUCUACGAGUGGAUCUGGCUCUUCACCCUAACUUCCAUCCUGGGCGGAACCAAGGCGGAGGUGAGGUGCAUUCCCUCGUGUCAGCUGCCGCUCGUCGCUGCGUUUCCCCGGGAACUCUCGGCUCUGGAUUUGGAUCUUUUUGGAGAGGCACCGGUGGAGGAAGUCUCUGGAUUUUACGCGCGGUCCCCUGGCGCCAGAGCCACCGCCGCCGCCGCCGGGGAGGAAAAGCACAACGUGGCGGGAUUAACCAAGACAGGAGAAAGUUCCAAAGUAGAGGCACUGUCAAGGGGAAAUAAAACAAGUUGCACCCAGAACGACGCGUCGUGCCAGCAAGAAAAACUUUCCCACUCGGAAGUGUUUAUUGUUCCCUUUCCUGAUAACCCGACCGAACAAAGCCCCGGUGAUGGAGAGGAUGAGGAGCAGGUGGAUGUGCCGGUGGAUGAGGAGGAUGUGCCCGGUUGGAGACGGACCCGGAGGAGCGCAGCAGGGACCUGGUCCGGCUUCAAACCCCAGGGCGAGGACGAGGGUUCGUUUUCGGACCAGGAGGAGUUCCAGCUCACAAGUUCCACCUUUGCACUGAGCGGGGACACGGCUCACAACCAGGCGAUGGUGCACUGGUCCGGACAGAACAGCAGCGUGAUCCUCAUGUUGACGAAAUACUACGACUUCAACACCGGCAGAGUAACAGAGAGUUCUCUGUGGAGGUCAACUGAUUACGGGACCACGUAUGAGAAACUUAAUGAGAAAGUCGGGCUGAAAACCAUCCUGAGCUACUUGUACGUGAGUCCCAACAACAAGAGGAAGAUCAUGUUGCUGACUGACCCGGAGGUGGAGAGCAGCCUGCUCAUUAGCCUUGACGAGGGGGCGUCCUAUCAGAAACACAGCUUAGCCUUUGAUAUCCUCAGCCUGCUUUUUCACCCCGAGCAGGAAGACUGGAUUCUGGCUUACAGCCACGACCAAAAGCUCUACGUCUCUGUUGAGUUUGGCAGGAAGUGGCAGCUCGUGCACGACGGCGUCGUCCCCAACAGAUUCUACUGGUCCCGACUGGGUUUAGAUAAAGAGCAAGGAAUGAUUCACCUGGAGAUCAGUGUCUCCGACGGACGGUCACAGUACAUAACUUGCAAACUUCAGAAUUGCUCUGACGGAAACAAGGGCAAGCCUUUCCCUGGAUUUAUCAUCCCCGAUUCCCUGGUGGUUCAGGACGAAUACGUUUUCAUCCAGGUGCCGAUAGGUGGCCAGCCUGUCCAUUACGUGUCCUACAAGAGAAAUUCCUUCUACCCGAUGAAGCUUCCUAAGUACACUCGGCCAAAGGACCUGCAGAUAAUCAGCACGGAUGAUAACCAGGUGGUGGCAGCGAUUCAGGACUGGCACCAGAACGACUCCUACAACCUGUACAUGUCCGAGUCCCGGGACCUGUCCUUCACCCUGAUGCUGGAGAGCGUUGUGAGCAGCGGAGGGCCCGAGGGAAACAUCAUGAUAGACCUGUAUGAGGUUGCCGGGAUUAAAGGGGUGUUCCUGUCAAAUAAAGUUGUUGAGAACCAAGUGAAAACUUAUAUCUCAUACAACAAGGGGAGAGACUGGCAUCUUCUUCAGGCUCCGACAGCCGAUCUCCAGGGAAACAAGGUCUAUUGUGAGCAGCCGUUCUGCUCACUACACCUGCACCUUCAUGUGUCGGAGAAUCCUUACACCUCAGGAAACAUCGUCAGCAAAGACUCCGCUCCGGGAAUCAUAAUAGCAUCAGGUGUCAUUGGACCUGAGCUGACCAACACUAACGUCAGUAUUUUCAUCACAUCUGAUGCUGGAAACACCUGGAGAGAGGUGUUCCAGGAAGAGUACAGUGUGUUUUUCCUGAAUCAAGGAGGAUCUCUGGUGGCCAUCCGACACACACCUCUGCCAAUUAGACACAUUUGGCUGAGUUUUGAUGAGGGUAGAAACUGGGACAAAUAUAGCUUCACCUCCUCUCCUCUCUACGUUGACGGGGUGCUGGGGGAGCCUGGAGAGGACACCCUCAUAAUGACAAUAUUUGGUCACUUCAGUCAUCGGUCCGAGUGGCAACUUGUCAAAAUUGACUUCCGGUCCAUUUUUCAACACCGAUGCACAUCUGAGGAUUAUCUGACGUGGCAGCUGCACAGUGAGGGUGAAGUGUGCAUCAUGGGAAUGAAGAGAAUCUUCCAAAAACUUAAAACAAACGUUCGAUGUGUCAAGGCCAGAGAUCAGUAUAUUUCCCAGAUGUCAGAGUCUUGCCCGUGCACAGAGGCGGAUUUUGAGUGUGACUAUGGGUUUGAGAGGCAGUUUGAUGGGAGCUGCUCUCCGGCCUUCUGGUUCGUCCCCUCAGCGACAGUGAGGGACUGUGUCACUGGGGACAGUUUCCUCAACACCACAGGUUAUCGCAAGGCCUUGUCUAACAACUGCACCGAAGGAACUCUGCUGAAGUACAGCCCCAGGCGUCAGAGGUGUCCCAGUAAAGCCCCCAGGGGCCUUCAGAUCUUCACCAGUGAGGGAACACUGGUUGCAACCCUGGGGAAGAAUGUCACCUUCUUGGUCUUUUUGGAAGAGGGUCUGGGCUCCACGACGAGUAUAACAGUGGACUUUGGAGAUGGGACGGCCAUAUCCUACGUUAACAGCUCCAUCGAUGACGGCAUCAAGCAUAUCUACAACAAAGUCGGCAUCUACCACGUUUCUGCUACAGCGAGCAACAUGCUGGGCUCUGACAGGGUGACACUCUACCUGCACAUCUCCUGUCAGCUCGAGCAGGUCCAGCUCUCGGCUCCUUCAGUGGUUGUGAAGAACAAAGCAGUGAACCUCACCACGCUGCUACGGCCCGGCAACGUGGGAACAGUCAUUUAUUACUGGUGGUUAGAUAACAAAACUGAGCCGGUUGUGACCCUGGACGGAACGAUGUCUUUAACUUUCUCUAAAGAGGGAAGUUACACGGUCACCGUUCAGGCUUCAGUGGGCAACACUGUCCAUCAGGACCAAAUGACUGUAGCAGUUUACGAUUAUUUCCAGUCACAUGUCUUGGCCUUCUCUUCUAAUUUGGACGAGCUGAACCCUGGGGUGUCUGAGUGGAGGGAGGAUAUCUGCCGAGUGGUGAAGAGCUCCAUGGUUCAGGUCACGGGAAUCAGCGCGGAUCAGCUCCUGGUCACCGUGCUUCCAGGUUUACCGACCACGGCGGAGGUUUUUAUCGUGCCUGAGAGGAGGUCAAGAGACGGAGCCGCGGGUGGAAAGUGGGCGCACCUUGAUCAGCUUUCUCAGGUUCUGCUAAGUGCUCUGAACCAGGACCUCGUCCAGUUCACACUCAAGCCGGGGGUGCAGGUGAACGUGUAUGCCACGCGGCUGUCUCCGGCUCCUCUUGUGGACAGCAGCGAUAGCAGCCACAGCGGCACUGCAGUCAUCCUGCUCGUCUCUGUCGUGCUGAUGGGAUUGGCUGUGUUUGUAAUAUACACGUUUAAAAGGAAGUUUCCCGGCAUCAACACAUACACAGCGGAGCAGCCUGACAAAGAACAAGAGGUCAUCCCCACAGUGACCUCCAUCGCCGUCCCAGACCCUGAGGGGGACAAGCUGACUUCACUGGAUCAUGUGGAUGUACAGCUGGACUCAAAAAGCAGAGGCUACCUGCCAUCUCACACAGACAUCAAGCUCUCUGAUGAAGCGCCCCAUGUGUUUUAA